AUGGCGGCCGCGACCUCCCUCAGCAGCGCGGGCGCGUGGCCGCUCCGCCGCUACGGCCGCUUCGUGCGCUCGGGCCCGCCCCACGGCCAGGCUGCCGCCGCCACCACCGCGGCCUCGGGCGCCUGGACGGUUUUGGAGUCAAAUGAAGAAUCAGGGCAUCUUAUUCUCACCAUUAUUGUAUCUGGCCAUUUCUUCAUUUCCCAAGGACGGACAGUUCUGGAAGGUUUUUCAUUAAUCAGUGCCCAUACAUGGUUGAAGAUAGUAAGAAGAACAGAUUGCCUGUUGUUUGGUUCAAGGUCUAAGAAUGAAUGCCGCAUGUUUCGUGUUCAGUUUGAUGGAGAUUCAAAAGAGCAGGCAGUGGAGCACUGCUGUAAUUGUGUGCAGAAACUUGCAGAGUAUGUCACAGUUCAGGUAACAGAUGAGCAAAGCCAGGAGCUGCAAGGUCAAAGUCAGUUGCCCGACAGUGAAAGUCAAAUGCAACAACAUGCAUCGAUACCUCCUGGACCAAGUUGGAUGCUAGAGGAACCUCCGCUUCAGUUGUACACAAACAUCCCAGAAGCAAGAAGAUCUGUGGUACAGCUAGCACAGUCUGUACUGAACUCAAAAUCUGAGCUCCCUCAUGCGUAUCAGCAUUGUGUGUGGAGCGCCAAAGACUUGGGACCUUUUAUUCGCUUGUGUCUCAUGGAUCAGAAUUUCCCAGCCUUUGUGGAAGAAGUGGAGAAGGAACUGAAAAAACUGACAGAAGGAUGAGAAAUGUUAAUGUUACUUAGUAAACACAAAAAAGUCAAAUGUUUGGAUACUUGAUAAAUUGCUUCAAAUGUGUUUUUGUCAGUGUUUUAUUCUUAAAAACAGGUGAAUCCACUUUUUAUACAUCAUUGCACUUCAACAAAUACACAGAACACAAGUUCAUGCAUCUACAGUUAUGCACAACAUGAGGACCCUGGUAGGUCUGUAAUUCUACAGUCAGUCCUUAAAUCAACAUGAGAAGUUACAGUGUCAAACUGAAGAGUAUAACUAGUUGCAUAGAAUAUCACCAUGCUGUAACGUUUCAACAUCAUUUAAAACAAAACAAAAAAAGUAAAUUAUAAAA
Molecule: messenger RNA, 1090 nt
Organism: Alligator mississippiensis (American alligator)
Lineage: Eukaryota; Metazoa; Chordata; Crocodylia; Alligatoridae
Gene: REC114
Product: REC114 meiotic recombination protein
Exons: 6
Coding region: 1-750 (249 amino acids)
Source: RefSeq, a predicted model, not a curated record